Messenger RNA from Fopius arisanus, 1891 nucleotides. RefSeq names its product acidic mammalian chitinase. Gene Ontology annotation, molecular function: chitin binding; chitinase activity. The transcript is spliced from 5 exons. Gene Ontology annotation, biological process: chitin catabolic process; carbohydrate metabolic process. Gene Ontology annotation, cellular component: extracellular region. NCBI's taxonomy places the organism in Eukaryota, Metazoa, Arthropoda, Insecta, Hymenoptera, Braconidae. The record is from RefSeq and is a predicted model, not a curated record. The coding region runs from base 103 to 1548 and encodes 481 amino acids.
AAAAGGUGAGUAAUCGAAGAAAGAUAUAAAUCUUUGCUAUCUGGAGACUAGGUAUCAGUCCGUAUUUGUGCUUUCCAGAGCUCGCGUUGGCGCCUGAAAAAGAUGCGUUUCCUUUUAUUUAUGAUUGUUUAUUUGGUGGUGUCCAUUGCUGAAGCAUCAACUGACAAAAAAAUCGUCUGCUAUUUUGGCAGUUGGUCAGUCUAUCGUCCGGGGAAUGGAAAAUUUGAUAUCAGUGAUAUCGACCCGGGUGUCUGCACCCAUUUGAUCUACACCUUCGUAGGUCUUCAGGGUGAGGAUGUCAAGGUGCUGGACCCCUGGCAGGAUCUGCCUGAUGAAUGGGGUAAGGAUGGCUUCGGUAGAUUCAAUGCCUUGAGGAACACAUCAGCUAAAACGCUGAUUGCCAUCGGAGGCUGGAACGAAGGAUCAGCGAAAUAUUCCCAAAUGGCUGCCAAACCGGCAUCACGCGAGAGAUUUGCUGACAAUGUUGUUAAAUUUGUGAAAAAAUGGGGAUUCGAUGGGUUCGAUGUUGACUGGGAGUACCCAGGACAACGAGGAGGCUCUCCACAGGAUCGUGAGAAUUACAUCGAGCUCCUGAAAUCAUUGAGAUCACGGUUCGAUAAAGCGGGAUUGAUUCUGAGUGCUGCUGUGGCUGCUGCUGAGUCUUCUGCCUCGAUAUCAUUCAAUAUUCCUGAGAUCUGCAAAUAUUUGGAUUUUGUCAACAUCAUGGCUUAUGAUCUUCAUGGCGCUUGGGAAUCUGUCACUGGAAUCAAUGCACCACUUCGGGCAGCUUCUUCUGACACGACCCAAAACAAGAAGUUGACUGUUGAAGCUGCAGUGAAGUACUGGUUGGAACAAGGUGCCCCUCGGGAUAAACUGGUUCUAGGGAUGCCCCUGUAUGGACGUGCCUUCACUUUGACCAAUCCAUCGGAUAAUGCUGUUGGAGCUUCUGCUCGUGGAGCUGGUGCUGCUGGACCUUACACUCGUGAGCCAGGAAUGCUGGGGUACAACGAAAUAUGCGAGAUGCAGAGUCAAGGAAACUGGAAUAUCGUUUUCGAUGAGGAACGUCGGGUUCCUUACGCAGUCAAAGGAGAUCAGUGGGUUGGAUACGAUAAUAUCAAAUCAAUCCGCGAGAAGGCAGAACUCGUCAAAGAUUUGGGUCUCGCUGGUGCCAUGGUAUGGAGUAUCGAGACAGAUGACUUCAAGGGAAUCUGUGGUCAUAAAUAUCCUCUCCUCAAGACCAUCAAUUCAGUUCUUCGAGGUGGAACUCCAGUUCCUGAGGAAUCAAUUCCACCAGAAGUACUGGAAAUCCCAGAAGUACCAGGACUACCAGCAACCACGGACCCAAUUGAGAACAGGCCCACUCCAUCCAGGCCAAUUUCUGGAUCAGGUACUUGCACUUCCAUAGGAAAUAUUCCUGAUCCUGAAUCAUGUGGAUACAUCGCCUGUGUCCCAACAGUUCGAGGUGGAUUUGAAGAGCAUCGAAUGCAGUGCGGCAUUGGCCUCUGCUUCAACCCAUUCAACGGAAUUUGUGACUGGCUACAAAUUUAAUGCGCAAUCCAAUCAAUCAGCGAUUAAUAUUUGUCUCGAUUCUCCAUUUUCUUAGAUGAUCUUCCUUGAUACGAUCUUGCGGUUUUGAAUGAUAUCAUUCUAUCCACACGUGAACAGCUUUCGGGAGAGAUAUGAAUGAAGAGAUUGGAGACCCGAAUUGAUUUCGAUCCAAUGAUAAUACCUUCCGGCGAGAUAUCGACGUUGUCAUUCAAUUCGGCAAGCAUCGAUUUCAAAUUCGAUCGAUCAUUGUAAGUCACGUUAGUGUAGUAGUCGCUUCGACUGAGUAAUCUUUUCAAUGGAAUAAAAUAAUUCGUAAUUAAUAGAUCUUAGUACCCAGUAAUGA